Messenger RNA from Pungitius pungitius (ninespine stickleback), 8525 nucleotides. RefSeq names its product piezo type mechanosensitive ion channel component 1 (Er blood group) (gene piezo1). The transcript is spliced from 54 exons. Gene Ontology annotation, cellular component: membrane. Lineage: Eukaryota; Metazoa; Chordata; Actinopteri; Perciformes; Gasterosteidae. Bases 362 to 8128 code for a protein of 2588 amino acids. Gene Ontology annotation, molecular function: mechanosensitive monoatomic ion channel activity. The record is from RefSeq and is a predicted model, not a curated record.
AUAGCUCCUCUAUGAACGCCCUUCUCACGGACUGCUCCGUGAAUCACAUUUUCCACCUACAGCACUGUUGCUUCACACCGGGCCUCUCCGAAGCAGCACAGCGGCUAAAGCUGCCCUCGUCCCGGCCGCCGGGGAGACACGAGUCGGCCCGCCGGGGAGCAGCCCGUCGAUGACUGGGAACUUUGUUUGAAGACUUUCCGCGGAAGUUUUUCUCCUGUUUUGAUGGGAGAUAAUGAGCGAGUGUCGCUCUGUCACUUCGAGUCUCUGCAGCCCGAUGGAGGCGCGUGUGUUCGCCUGGCUGGGCCCUGCCUGGGGAGGCAGUUAUUGAUCUGCUAGGGGGUUGAUCAUCGGGACACGUGACAUGGAUCUACAGGUGGUCGUGGCGGUGCUCUACUGCCUUGUGAUGCCCACCGUGCUGCUAACAGCUUGCCUUGUUCGCUACAACAUCCUGUCACUGCUUCACUUCCUGUACCUGCUGCUGCUGCCGUGGUUCCUAAGUCCCAACAAGCACACCAUCAGAGGUCACACAGGACGGUUUAUACGAGUGGUUUUCUGUACCAGUCUACUAUUUGUACUGGCUCACAUCUGCUUCCAGACAGUUCUAUACACAUAUCCUCCUCUCAACACUGCCAUUGGUGAUAACUGUUCCCAAUGGGACACCAUAACCAGACAUAUAGGACUGUCCAGGCUUCCAUUGGAUGAUCCUUGGAGUGUGUUACGCCUUCUGGUUCCUGACCUGGGUGUGUGUGUGGUUGCCUUGACAACGAUCAUCCUCUGCAACAAAUUGGUCAGGAACAGAGAAACGGUGGCGGCUGCCAACAUCACAUCGCUUGAAGAUUAUUCAGAAGAAGAAAACACACAAGAGGAGGCUGAGGAGGAUGAAGAUAAAGAGGCAUCAGAAGAUGAAGAAGAAGGAGAAGGCUCAUUACCUGGUGACCCUGAUGAGGACGUUUCCACAGCAACCAGAGCCAAGCAGCUGGCUGAGCGUCUGAAGACCAAAGCUCGCAAAGUACUGCGGGACCUCUGGAAGGUGUUGGCCAUCGGCCUGUUGGCUUUGGCUGGCAUCACGCUGCCCUCUGCCUUCUCAGCCAUCUACUUCCUCCUUUUUAUUGGCGUGUGCACAUGGUGGGCAUGCCACCUUCCCAUCAGUCACUUGGGUUUCAACGCAUUGUGUGUGAUGGUGGGCUUCUUCACGGCUGGUCACAUGGUUUGUCUGUAUGUGUACCAGAGUCUGCUGGUCCAGGCCCUGUUCCCCCCACGCAGUCUGUGGGCCAGACUCUUUGGUCUGAAGGACAUCAUCAUACCAGGAAACUGCUCUUCACCCUAUGACCUUAACCUUAAUGCUGAUCACGAUUGGCCAGUUUACGUCAACCCGGGAAUACUGUUCCUCCUCUACAUCGCCAUAGUAACAGUUCUCAAGACGGGAUAUCGCGAAACUCCUAACCAGCAGAGGAAGCAACAGCACAAGAUAGAAGACGAGGAGAUACUGGAGUUAAGGUUAUUGAAUCCACCGAAAAAUGAUUAUGAAGAUGACACAGAGCUCAUGCUGCUGUCCACGGCUGCAGAAAGCAGCAGAGGAGGAGCUACGGCUGGAGGGGAGGAGCCAGAUCUGGAGGCUAGCCCUUCCAGUGGCCCCCACCAGAGUGAAAGCCCGUUCUUCCUGCUGGGAAAGGUCGUCAUGCAGCAGAGCUAUGUCUGUGCUCUCAUAGCCAUGAUGGUUUGGAGCAUCACAUACCACAGCUGGCUGACCUUUGUGCUGCUGUUGUGGGCGUGUCUCAUCUGGAUCCUGCGGGCCAGACGGCAUGCAGCCACACUGUGCUCUCCGUUCAUCCUGCUCUAUGGCCUGGCUCUGUGCUGUCUGCAGUACGUCUGGGCCAUGGACCUCCAGCCUGAGCUUCCCACCACUGUGGGCACCAUGAGUCUAAGACAACUGGGACUAGACAGAGCCCAACACCCCUGUUUGAGACUGGGUGCUAUGCUCCUGUUUACUUUGACCUUCUGGCUUUUAGUGCGUCAGUCAGUGAAGGAAAACUUCAGCAGGAAGAGGAAAAUGACCACACCACUACAGGAGGUCACUACAGGAGGGGGGGCUGGUGAUGAGUCGGUGCUGAAGGUCCUAGGUGGCAUGGUGAUGGGCUGUUAUGCCAAAUACUGGAUUUAUGUGUGUGGAGGGAUGUUCAUCAUGGUGUCCUUUGCUGGAAAGCUGGUUGGAUACAAAAUCAUCUACAUGCUGCUGUUCUUAAUCUGCCUGUGUCUCUAUCAGGUGUACUAUUCUCUGUGGAGACGUCUGUUGAAGCUCUUCUGGUGGCUCGUGGUGGCCUACACGAUGCUGGUGCUUAUAUCCAUCUACACUUUCCAAUUCGAAGACUUCCCUGGAUACUGGAGGAACUUUACUGGUUUCACUGAAGAGCAGUUGGCGGCUGUUGGCCUGGAGACGUUCGCUCUGUCUGAACUCUUCAGCAGUAUUCUGAUCCCUGGCUUCUUCCUGUUGGCCUGUAUUCUGCAGCUGCACUAUUUCCACAAACCCUUCAUGAGAAUCACAGACCUGGAGCAUGUGACACCGAUACACAAGAACAAACCUGAUGAUGUGGGACAGGGCUCUGAGGAGGAUGACCAGGGGGCCGGCGUUGAUGAGGAAUCUGAAGACGAAGUGGAGUUGCUGCCCAGUAAGUGGGGGCUGGUGAUGGACAGGCUGCUGGUUCUGUCCAGUAGGUUUUCUGACAUUCUCACCAAAGUUCAAGUGUUUCUCUGGAGGCUUCUGGAGCUCCACAUCCUCAAGAUGGUGGCCUUCUUCUCUGUGUGGGUUUCACUCGAAGAGCCGUCGGUGAUGAACCUGGUCCUGGUGGUGUUGUGGUCCCUGGCAAUGCCCUACAGUCGCUUCGGGCACAUGGCGUCCUGUUUGUCAACAGUGUGGGUGUGCGUCAUCAUCGUGUGUAAGAUGCUGUACCAGCUCAGUGUUGUCAACCCUGCUGAGUACUCCAGUAACUGUAGCCUGCCUUUAACAAAUGAGACCAACCUGCUACCUGAGGAGAUGAGGAACUCCUCUCUGUAUAAGGAGGCCGUGGACCCAGCAAAAUGGUUCGGCAUCAGGAAAGAUGCCACGGCACUGGGAUACAGCAAAAAUCAUUUAAUAGUGCUGAUGCUGUUGGUGUUUGAGGCGACAGUGUACCGUCACCAGUCUCACCACUACCGUCAGCUCCAACGGUCCCCCCCCACCAUCCCUGCUCUGUUCCCCGCUGCCACCAGGGACACUCUGGACCAGGGCCUCAUACCCUGCAUCAAGUACCUACUCAACUACGCCUUCUACAAGUUUGGAUUGGAGAUUUGCUUCCUGAUGACGGUGAAUGUGAUUGGCCAGCGGAUGAACUUCUUGGUAAUAAUCCAUGGCUGUUGGUUGGUAGCCAUCUUGGUGAGGCGGCGGCGGGCAGCCAUUGCCAGGAUCUGGCCCAGAUAUUGUCUCUUUCUGUCCAUCUUCAUGAUCUACCAGUAUCUUCUAUGUGUGGGGACACCGCCUGCUCUCUGCAUAGACUACCCGUGGCGUUGGAACACUCCCGUGUUGAUAAACUCAGCUCUCAUUAAAUGGACCUUCCUGCCUGACUUCUACACUGUGCCCAACUCCAAAAACCUCAUAGCGGACUUUGUGCUGCUGGUGUGUGCAUCCCAGCAGUGGAAGGUGUUUGAGUGUGAGCACACAGAGGACUGGAUGGUUCUUGCAGGAGAGAACACAGAUGACCCUGAACCAAUGGAAGGCCGACUAUUUAACCCCGCCCCCAACUUUAUCAACUGCAGGAGUUACCUGGACAUGGCUAAAGUUUUGGUGUUUCGUCACCUCUUCUGGUUUGUGCUGUCGGUGGUCUUCAUCACUGGCGCCACGAGGAUCUCAGUGUUUGGAUUGGGCUACCUGCUCGCUUGCUUCUUUUUUCUGCUGUUUGGGACCCGGCUUCUGGUCAAAUCAUCCAGAACCCGCCUCGCCCUGUGGGACUGUCUGAUUAUCUACAACGUGGCCGUCAUCGUAUCUAAAAAUAUGUUAUCCAUCCUGGCAUGUGUGUUUGUGUUUGAGAUGCAAAAGGGCUUCUGUUGGGUAAUUCAACUUUUCAGCCUGGUGUGCACGGUCAAAGGAUACUAUGACCCGAAGGCAGUGAGUGACAACGCGUGCAGCCUCCCAGUGGAAGAGGCUGGGAUCAUCUGGGACAGUAUCUGUUUUCUCUGCUUGCUGCUGCAGAGGAGGGUCUUCCUCAGUUUCUACUUCCUGCAUGUGAUAACAGAGAUGCAGGCUUCUGCCCAACAGGCCUCGAGGGGGUUUGAGCUCUUCCGAUCCAGCAUUGCGAAGAACAUUCAAUUCCACAAACAAGCUGAGAGGAAAUCUUUAUCACAGCUCAAGAGAUCGAUGCAAAGAAUUCGCGCCAAGCAGCAGAAGUGCAGGGAUGGACACAAAACCAGUGAUGAUUCUAAUGAGAGUCACAAUGCAGAUACUCAGAGACACCAGAAGAGUUCCAGGAAGAAGAAUUGGUCGCGGCCUUGGUUGGACCAUGCUACAGUGCUGCACUCCGGGGAGUACUACCUGUUUGAGUCCGACAGUGAAGACGAAGAGGACUUUGAUGAACAGAAGCCUCAAAAACAGACUGCAUGUCAGUUGGCAUACCUAGCGUGGGUUACCAGUGUGAAAACAGCUUUAAAAGAACGUCAGAGACACCAGCGACAGUUAAAGAGGAUGGCGAGAAAAGACAAAGAGAGAGAAGGAAGAGUGGAUUCUCAACAGGGGGUCGUUCCUGCAACAGGAUGUGGUGAUAAUGGUGCAUUUGAGGACACUGGCCUUGAUGAAGAGGAGCCAGAAGAAAAGGAGUCCAGUCAUGGUGAAAUGGUUCAGAGAAUCUUGGAUAUCCUGCGUUUCUUAUUGGCUAUUGUUCUGGCCAUGGUGGAUGGACUGACUCAGUGGCUCAACCUGCUGACUAAACAGUACAGAGACACAUCUACGGUUCUGUGCAAUGAACGCUACUUCCUCAUACAUAAGAUACAGCAGCAUAAUAGAGGGGGAGACUCCACAGAGGACCAGGUAUCUCAGGGCAGUGACAGUCCCACACUGGAGACCUGUUUGGAUGAGACUGAUGCAGACUCCAGACACAGUUGCCUCCAGGCGGAUGGCAGUGGAGUGACAGACCUGCCCCCCCCCAGGGAGAGGCUCAACAGCAUUGGGAACCUCUCCAUUGCAGAACCCCCAUCUAGUAGCAUGGAGCUUGUGCCUAACUUCAAACAGCAGUACAGACAGUCUAGAACAGCCAGCGAGCUGCUGGGAGAGAGGCAGUUGUUCAUCGAGGAGCUGGAACACAGCAGAGAGUUCUACAAGAAGCAGAACCGUCUGCUGAAGCUGCUGUUUGCCCUCCACGACCUGCUGGCAGCCAACUCUGAGCUAGUGUGCUAUAUUAUCAUAGUGGUAAACAACGGGGUCAGUGCCUCGGUAAUAUCACUGGUCCUCCCCAUACUGGUGUUCCUAUGGGCUAUGCUAGCUGUUCCAAGACCAACCAAGAAGUUUUGGAUGACUGCUAUAGUCUACACAGAGGUGAUGGUGGUGGUGAAAUACCUUUUCCAGUUUGGAUUCUUUCCUUGGAACAGUGUUUAUGAGAUGACUUUAAAUGAAGACAAACCUUUCUUCCCACCUCGCAUCUUGGGCCUGGAAAAGACUGACAAUUACAUCAGAUAUGAUCUUCUUCAAUUACUGGCUCUGUUCUUCCACAGGUCCCUUCUCAUGCGUUAUGGCCUGUGGGACCAUGAGGGGCCCCUGAAGGAGCACAGCCCCUCACCAGAGAGUUGUAAGGACGAAGGAACAAACAGGGAAGCAAAUGAUGAGGGACGGAAGAAGGAAGGUAGAGGAGAAGAGGUGGAGGGCAGAGUUAGCUCAACAUCUACCCCGGAUAACCUGAAAAUGACUGAACUGGACCAAUUUGAAAAGGAUAAUGUGGACAAUGUUGAACCAAGUACCAGCUCUGCUGCUGCUACCACACAACCGAAUCCUACUGAACCAACACCCGGUGGGUCAGAAGAUGUCCCUGAAAAUACGUCUCGGCUUAAGGACGGGUUGGACUCUCCCUGUGGACCGAGGGAGGGUCACAUGUCGGGAGACAAGGAGCCGGUGAUCAAGGAGGUCCGAAAGAAAAGCAGCGGUAUCCGCUUCCGCCACAAAGCUAAGAAAACCAAACAACAAGUCAGCAAAGAGCCCCCAGUUGAGACUGCAGAGCCCAGCGGAGCAGAACCUGUGAGGAAGAAGCAGAAGGGCAGCAGGAGUGAGGCAGCCAGUCAGAGAUUGCAGGCAGCGGGACACAAGUUCAAACAAGUCUUCCUCUCUGGUAUUCAGAGUGUUUACAGGCCAACGCAGGCAUUCUUCACGGGCAUUCUGCAUGCUGAGUGCCGGGCCGCCACAGACGUCUAUGCACUCAUGUUCCUCACUGAUGUCGUUGACUUCGUCAUCAUCGUGUUUGGCUUCUGGGCUUUUGGGAAACACAGUGCAGCAGCGGACAUCGCCUCCACCCUGUCAGAGGACCAGGUUCCUGAGGCCUUCCUGGUGAUGCUGCUCAUUCAGUUCAGCACCAUGAUCAUCGACAGAGCCUUGUAUCUGCGCAAGGCGGUCUUGGGAAAACUCAUCUUCCAGGUGAUUCUUGUGUUUGGGAUUCACUUCUGGAUGUUCUUCAUCUUGCCUGCCGUCACAGAAAGGAAGUUCAAUCAGAAUUUUGUUGCCCAGCUCUGGUACUUUGUCAAGUGCAUCUACUUCGGCCUGUCAGCCUAUCAGAUCCGCUGUGGAUACCCCACUCGUAUCCUUGGCAACUUCCUCACCAAGAAAUACAACCACCUCAACCUGUUUCUCUUCCAAGGGUUCCGUAUGGUGCCCUUCUUGGUGGAGCUGCGAGCAGUGAUGGAUUGGGUUUGGACUGACACCACCCUCUCUCUGUCAAACUGGAUGUGUGUGGAGGACAUUUAUGCCAACAUCUUCAUCAUAAAGUGCAGCCGUGAGACAGAGAAGAAAUACCCACAGCCCAAAGGACAGAAGAAGAAGAAGAUAGUGAAAUAUGGCAUGGGUGGACUCAUCAUCUUCUUCUUGAUCUGCAUCAUCUGGUUCCCCCUUCUCUUCAUUUCAUUGGUCCGAUCAGUUGUGGGUGUGGUCAACCACCCCAUUGAUGUCACCGUAACUGUCAAGCUGGGAGGCUAUGAGUCCCUGUUUACAAUGAGUGUGCAGCAGCAGUCCAUCCAGCCCUUUACAGAGGCUGAAUAUGACCAACUUACCGAGAAGUUUGGAGACAACGCGGUAGCCAUGCAGUUCAUCACUCUCUACAGUUAUGAGGACAUCGUGACGGCCAUGAUUGAAGGAAGUUCUGGAUCAGUGUGGAGGAUCAGCCCUCCCAGCAGACAGGAAGUCAUUAAGGAACUACUUGGAAGUCCUGUUGACCUGACACUACGGCUGGCCUGGACUUUCCAGAGAGACCUGGGUAAAGGAGGGACGGUGGAACACACCUUUGACAAACACUCUAUAGACCUGGAACCUGGAAACCCGGUCCGAGCAGAUCUGGCCUCUCUCCUGGUUGGCAGCCGCACGGAGCCUGUCCGUAUUCCCAACAUGCUCCCCAACUACAUCCGUGCCCCCAACGGAGCUGAGGCCAAACCAGUCAAUCAACUUUAUAAAGGGAACGAAGAUGGCUACCUGAAUAUAACCCUGUCCCUGAAGAAUGACCGGUCCCUGAAUGGAAGUGCCAACCAGGAGUGGUGGGACAUUGCCAUCGCAGGUUGUGCGUCCUCCUCAUGUGGGGUUUUACCCAUAGUCAUAUUCAAUGACAAAGUUAGUCCACCAAGCCUGGGCUUCUUGGCUGGAUAUGGCAUCAUGGGUCUCUAUGUGUCUGUGGUCUUAGUCAUCGGGAAGUUUGUGCGUGGCUUCUUCAGUGAGAUCUCCCACUCCAUCAUGUUUGAGGAGCUGCCCUGUGUGGACCGCAUCCUGAAGCUCUGCACGGACAUCUUUCUGGUGCGUGAGACAGGAGAGCUGGAACUAGAAGAGGAACUUUACUCCAAACUGAUCUUCCUCUACCGAUCUCCAGAGACUAUGAUAAAAUGGACCAGGGACAUGCGCAGCCGCAACCACACUGACUGACGUUUGGUUGUAAUCCUGAACUAUCUGAAGCCCAUUGCAAGGAUGCUCAGACGACUCCUUUCUAGACAUUGUCUUACAGAGAGCACCAAAAGGAGAUGUACACUAAUAGAAGUACUGUAUGAAACAUCUCCUAUUGCUGGACACCUGUUGCUGUUCUUCACAGCUGACUGAGCACUUUCAUAAAACUGCCUUACACUAUUGAGAGAGCUAUUACAGUUCCACUGUGUGAUGGAGGUAUAGCAGCUGGAUGUCUGUCCUGGAGAACUUUAAUCAACUCAAGCUGUGCUAAUGGUAAUGUUCAAAGGUCAAACACACAACGUGCCUGACCUCUUUUUUAAUGAGGCUCCCAAGUGGAGUGACUGUGGCUAAAACCUGAAAUAAAAUCUAGGAGGAAUCA